AUCAACAGCCCCUCUUCUCCUCACAAAACCGAAUGGGUUUCGGUGCUGCGGGGGCGCCAUUUUUGUCACCCUCAGCCCGCCCUUCCCUCCCUUUCCUUCCAGCCCCUACCUUCAGUCACGUUGCCGUUGCUCAUCUUCUCGCUUGCCUGACUCUACGCUUCUAUUGCUAGCUCGUUGCUUAUUUUAUUGUUUUUUGUCCUUCGUUUGUCGAUGCAUGGCGGUGAAUUUCGCAGCAGCGGUGAAUAUUUGGCGAGCGAGUCGAUCUGAUGGCGAUUUAGGUUUAAGGUGGCUGUAGGCUGUGAGAUUCGGGGUGUUGUGAGGACUCAGCGAGGGGCAGACUAGUUCACGAGACAGGGUUGCAGAGAAUACAGUCACUUGUUGCCCCUGUUGUCAAAUAAAUUGAUGCUUCUUUGAGGUAGUUAAUUUUGGGGUUGGAUACCCACCCUGCUCCUUCAGAAGCACGGACUAGUCUUCAAGCAUCAACAGAGUGAGAAGUUAUAUUACUGUGCAAUGUUCCUUCCGAGUAGCGCUGAUUCGCACCCAAGUUGAAUCUUGAUAGGGAAGGAUUAGUUCCGUGGGUCAGCAGGGUGACGGACUGCAGCCACAAUGUUCGAUCGUGGGUCUCGAAGUAAGAAAAUUGAGGUUGCAAAAGGCGUUGAUAUUUCUGCCUUUAAUUUCGAGAUGGAGCUGGAGGAGGAGCGAGUUCCUUCCACAACUUACCAGUCCGGGUUUCACAACUACUUCUUUCCCGCUGUCGGCCGAAGGAAGCCAAUAUUGACUGUGACAAGUUCUGUACCAAGGUCAGAGAGGCAUACGCAACGGCUUGGGAUGUCUGAAGAUGAGAAUCAGCAAAUAAGUUCUUCAAGCUGCACUUCUAAACAAGAAAUGCCCAGGAACAAAGAAUUUACGAGCUUCUCCAACUCUAACCAGGUGAUUGUGACUGCUUCUCGUGCAAGGCUUAAUCAACACUAUGGACGGUUUGUGACUGUAAUUUUUUCCGCAAAACACGUUGAAGUGAAGCAAGCAAAGGAGAUACUAUCCAGAAAAUGGCAACGAGAAGACCUUUGUGUGUUUAAGAGCUUUUACAAGUUUCAUGUUGAGAACGCAGACGAGAAAGCACUUAUUGUUUUACUUCUGCAUAAGCGAAGAGUUUUUGGGCGUUGUUCUAAUUACGAGUGUACAAAUCCCAGUGAUUUGACGGAGUCUCUGGUGAUGGAAAUAAAAAACGAUACGUGGAAAGAUCAGCAGCGACAAAUUUUUGAAUUGUCUCGAGGCUAUCGAGAAGUCUGGAAACGUAUUGAAAUCGAAGAAAUGCUGAAAUACAAGAAGAAGUUAUCAAGAAAUCCUUUUGAAGAAUUAUCACUCAACAGGAGUCUUAUAAGGAAUCCUGAACCAGAUAUAUCCGGAGAAAUGUUCUCACCUUCGGAUAGGCUUAAACCAGAGUCACGCACUUUUGAAACUCUAGUGUACCCUCCAGGUGACCCAGAUGCUGUUACAAUUACAUCAAAGGAUGUGGACGUACUACGACCAGUGGGAUUUUUGAACGAUACUAUUAUUGAUUUCUAUAUAAAAUAUUUACAGAAUCAGCUCUCCAGCAAGGACUUGGGUAGAUUUUAUUUUUUCAACAGCUUUUUCUUUAGAAAGCUUGUUGAUUCCAGCAAUAAAUACACUGGCCCUGAUCGAGGCAAGGUCGUUUAUGACACAGUGCGUAAGUGGACUCGUAAGGUGUCCUUGUUUGAGAAGGACUACGUUUUUAUUCCUGUUAAUCAAAGUUUACAUUGGAGCCUCAUUAUUGUGUGUCAUCUUGGUGCUCUGAGGAGUACACCUGAUGAAGGCAGGGGCACACCUUGUAUUCUGCAUCUGGAUUCCAUGGAAGGGAACCAUGAUGAUAUCGAAGAGCACAUCCGAAACUACAUCGUACAAGCAUGGAUGGAGGAACACCAAAGUUCAGCCAACCACUCUGCAUCAAAGGAAAUAAUUUCCCAAAUGAAGUACAAAGUAGCGACAGUCCCGCAACAAAUCAACCACUGUGAUUGUGGAAUUUAUCUCUUGCAUUACGUAGAACUCUUUCUUAAGGAGGCUCCUAAGCACUUCAAUCUUGCUUCAUUUGAAGGGUUUCCGUACUUUCUUACAAGAACUUGGUUCAAAUCAUCGGAAGUGUCAGCCAAGCGCAGUGCGAUUCGAAACCUGCUCAUGCAACUCCAUGAAGGGUCCCCUUCAAGUGGUUCAGAUGUACAAACCACGCCCCAGCAAAGGGCCCAGGAACUCCAAGUCACCGACGAGAAUGAUCGUUCUAUCCCUUCCAGUAGCAAAACUAUCCAUACCGAUCUUGUGGUGUCACUACAGGUACAAAUCCAGGAAGAAGUGCAUAGUGCUAGAAUGCAAUGUACUUUACCUGAAGGUGGCGUCAGCAUUGAAGCUACGAUAGUAGACCUUCAUAGCGACGACGAUGCUGUUGAAGAGUCUCCCGUAUGUGACUCGCGAACUUUAGAUUUUACGGAUGAGAAGUAUUCUCCUUCCUCCUCUACUUCAGCCCAUUUACACAUCACAUCUCCUGUAGCUUCUAAGAAUACUCCCAUAGUCCCUAAUAGGUCCCAUGGGGUAAUUGGUAGUAAUGAUUCGGAAAGAUUAUCUCAUUCAGCAGAUUUGGUAGUCCUUGGCAAACAAAGACAUCCGUUCCCCUUGGAUUGUGAUGCUAAUGUAAAGAGAAAACUUAGAAGAGUGUAGCGUUUUGUUGGAUUCUAUUGUAAAUUUAUCGUCGAAGUCGUAGAGCAUCGACUUCUGUGCCACGCAAACAUUGUAGCAUUGUUAUGAGGUGUAAGACCCAAGAUGCCAUGUACCAUGAGGCAGGUUCUUCGAGGUACGACGACUGAGAACAUUCACCCCGAAUGCCACUGAACUUGCCUUCGAGUAAAGUAUUCCAGCGGCUUGGUUUUCUUUCUCCGAUAA
Messenger RNA from Physcomitrium patens, 2949 nucleotides. The record is from RefSeq and is a predicted model, not a curated record. Lineage: Eukaryota; Viridiplantae; Streptophyta; Bryopsida; Funariales; Funariaceae.